AUGGAAAUUAAAACUACAAUAAGAAAUCACUAUAGACAAUUGCUAAAAUCAAAAAAGACUGACAAUACCAAAUGUUGGCAAAGAUAUAGAGCGACUGGAACUCCUAAAUUGCUGAAGGGAAUACAAAACGGCAUUGCACUUUGGAAAAGUUUGGCAGUUUCUUAUGAUAUUCGGUGGAUAAUAAUCAGAGCGCUCAUAGUUUCUGUUUGGAUUUGCUCUGCAGAAUGCAUUAAGUUAGGAAAAAAAAUGAAGAUACAUUCCAUGGACCAAGGAGCAGAGCACAUGCUGAUCCUAUCCUCAGAUGGAAAACCAUUUGAGUACAACUAUAGCAUAGAACAUGCAAGGUUUCAAUGUAUUUUACAAGAAAAAAAUAUAAUUCAGAUCACAUGUGGAGAUUAUCAUUCUCUUGCACUCUCUAAAGGCGGUGAGCUUUUUGCAUGGGGACAGAACUUACACGGCCAGCUUGGAGUUGGAAAAAUAUUUGACUCAACUACGGCACCACAGAUUGUGGAGCACCUCUCCGGAGUCCCCUUGGCUCAGAUAUCUGCGGGAAAAUCCCACAGCAUGGCUUUAUCUGUAUCUGGAAACAUUUACUCAUGGGGAAGAAAUGAUUUUGGACAACUAGGCCUGGGCCACACCGAUGAUAAAGAUUUUCCUUCCCUUAUUGAAGCACUGGAAAAUCAGAAAGUUGAAUUUCUUGCUUGUGGUGGCUCUCACACUGCCCUGCUCACAAAGGAUGGGCUGGUGUUUACUUUUGGUGCUGGGAAAUAUGGGCAACUCGGUCACAAUUCAACCCAGAAUGAGUUAAGACCCUGUUUGGUGACUAAGCUCGCUGGGAAUAGAGUGACUCAGGUAGCAUGUGGAAGGCAGCACACACUUGCUUAUGUUUCUGAUUUGGGGAAGGUCUUUUCUUUUGGUUCUGGAGAAGAAGGACAACUGGGAAACGGUGGAACACAUAAUCAGCUGAUACCACUUCCCAUGAAAUUGCCAUCAAAUGAAGAACUCAAAUUUGAAAACCGUACCUCAGAAAAGGAGUUAAUAAUAAUUGCUGGAGGGAAUCAAAGCAUUUUGCUCUGGAUUAAAAAAGAGAAUCCCUAUGUUAAUCUGAGGAGGAAAAUUCCUACAUUGAACGAAGGGACUGUAAAAAGGUGGAUUGCUGACGUGGGGACUAAGCAGUGGCAAAAUACAAAAAGGGAAAUCAGAGAGAUAUUUUCAUCUCCUGCUUGUCUGACUGGAAGUUUUGUAAGUGAAAGAAUAGCUGCAGAAACUACAUCUAUUUAUUUGGACUUAAGUAAAGCAAGAAACACCUUUAAGGAGUUAACCGAAAAGGACUGGAUUACUAACACGAUAACCACAUGUCUCAAGGAUAACCUGUUUAAAAAUCUUCCAUUUUAUUCUCCACACCAAGAAGCUUUAGAAAUUUUCUUCCUUCUCCCAGAAUGUCCCAUGAUGCAUGAUUUUAACAACUGGGAGAGCCUGGUGGUUCCAUUUGCAGAGGCUGUUUGUAAAAUGAGUGAUAAAUCUUCAGGGGUUCUGGAAGAAUAUUGGGCGUCUCUGCAAGAAUCCGCUUUUACCAAAUUGGUCCAGAUGUUUAAAAGAGCCGUCACCGCCCAACUGCAUUAUUGGACUGAAAGUGCUGAGAAUAACUAUCACAUUAAAGCUCUCCUAGAAGUAUUGAAAAGGCUGCACAGGGUAAACCAGACUAAAUGUCAAGCACCUGAAAAUAUUUUCAAAGUAAACGAACUCACGCACUGGCUUGAUUUUUAUGGAGACGCAUAUAGAAGGUCCUCUUGGAAAAUGAACUCAGACACUUCAGUAGACAUCCAGUAUCCUGUCAUAUUCAGUCAUUUUCCAUUUAUCUUUAAUAUUCUGUCAAAAAUUAAACUACUGUAUGCAGACUCGCUUUUAAAAAUACAGGAGAAAAAAUUUAGAGCUUGUAUGCAGUUGGCCGGAAUUGUGGAACAUGGAGGGUCCAGUUUAACUUGGCUGCCCACCUUUAACCUAACAGUGAGAAGAAGUCACUUGAUUGAGGAUGUUUUGAGUCAGCUAAAUCAGUUUGAGAAUGAAGAUUUGAGGAAGGAAUUAAUGGUUUCAUUUAUUGGAGAAAUUGGACAUGACUUUGGAGGAGUCAAGGCAGAGUUUUUCCACUGCUUGUUUGAAGAGAUGAUCCGACCAGAAUAUGGGAUGUUCAUGUAUCCUGAAGAGGCUUCCUACAUGUGGUUUCCCGCCAGGCCUAAAUUUGAGAAGAAGAGAUAUUUCUUCUUUGGGGUUCUAUGUGGACUUUCCCUGUUUAACUGCAAUGUUGCCAACAUCCCUUUCCCACUGGCUCUGUUUAAGAAACUUUUAGACCAAACACCAUCAUUAGAAGAUUUGAAAGAACUCAGUCCUGUUUUGGGAAAGAGUUUGCAAACACUUCUGGAUGAUGAAAGUGAUGACUUUGAAGAAGAAUUUUGUAUUCACUUUAAUGUACAUUGGGAUAAAAAUAAUGUAGACUUAAUUCCUAAUGGAAGUUGCAUAAUUGUGGACCAGACUAACAAGACAGACUAUGUUUCUAAGUAUGUCGAUUACAUCUUCAACAUCUCUAUAAAGGCAGUUUAUGAAGAAUUUCAAAGAGGAUUUUACAAAGUAUGUGACAAAGAGAUUAUUGAAUUUUUCUAUCCUGAAGAACUGAAAGAUGUGAUUAUUGGAAAUACAGAUUAUGACUGGGAAACAUUUGAAAAGAAUGCUCAUUACGAACAAGGAUAUGACAAUUCACACCCCACCAUAGUGAUGUUUUGGAAAGCUUUACACAAAUUGACUUUGGAGGAAAAGAAGAAAUUCCUUGUGUUUCUUACAGGAACUGACAGAAUUCAAGUAAAAGGUUUAAAGAACAUGAAAAUAACAUUUUGCUGUCCUGAAAACUUGAAUGAGAAAGAUCCCAUAAGAGCACAGACAUGUUUUAGUGUCCUCUACCUCCCUAAAUAUUCUACAAUGGAGAGAGUGGAAGAAGCGCUUCAGGUAGCCAUCAACAACAACAGAGGAUUUGGCUGACCCUACCUGACAUUCUACCCCUUUUUGGAAAUAUUUUCAAAAAUAAAAUUAACUCAAAAAUUUAGUAACAUGAAA
Messenger RNA from Pteropus alecto (black flying fox), 3105 nucleotides. It is a transcript of the gene HERC5, whose product is annotated as HECT and RLD domain containing E3 ubiquitin protein ligase 5. Gene Ontology annotation, biological process: ubiquitin-dependent protein catabolic process; regulation of defense response to virus; protein ubiquitination. Gene Ontology annotation, molecular function: ISG15 transferase activity; ubiquitin protein ligase activity. Lineage: Eukaryota; Metazoa; Chordata; Mammalia; Chiroptera; Pteropodidae. Bases 1 to 3030 code for a protein of 1009 amino acids. The record is from RefSeq and is a predicted model, not a curated record. The transcript has 23 exons.